Molecule: messenger RNA, 4546 nt
Organism: Cherax quadricarinatus
Lineage: Eukaryota; Metazoa; Arthropoda; Malacostraca; Decapoda; Parastacidae
Source: RefSeq, a predicted model, not a curated record
GGAUCCAAAAGCUACCAUUUGACUACAACAAGAUGGAUGAAUAUGAACGUCAGUUGUACCUUGCCAGAGAUUAUUACAAUGUGACAGGACCUGCUGCAGCCAGGACAAGUAAUAUUAACGUGGAGGAAGUCAUAGAGUUUCUUAAAUCUGUCACUCCAGAAAACUGUCAGAUGUUCCCUCCAGAUGAUCUAGUACUGCAAGGUGACAUUGGUUUUGGCAUGGAGAAGCAGUUUGAGAAUGAAGCGAGGAUGGCACUUCGUCUGGCUAACUUUUUGAGUGCUUUCCUGCAGCUUGUGAACCACAAUGAAAUCUUCUCUGGGGUUCGUGUUAUUGACAAACCUCUGUCAGAAGACCAGAUGAUGGGGGAAGUGCUCUCUAUCAUCCUGGGCAACAGCAGGAUAUGGGCUUCAGGAAUGUAUUGGGAUCGUGGCAAAUUUACAAACCAGACACUGUUUGCUCCGCUGGCUUACAAAACAAUACUUAACACUCGUAAAUAUUCAAUGGAGGAUCUGGCCCGGCUGAACUCUACACGUGAUGUCUACGUUAACAAGCCCUGGUUUAGAAAGCUCAAAAGUCGUUGGUCCACUAAUUUUGAUGACCUUGACAAGUUCUGGGUGAAGCUGAAGCUACGACACAAUGCUACAGGCAUGCACUCCAUGAAGUAUGAACAUUACCCAACCUUCUACAAGGCUGCUGAAUUGCAACAUGGUCUGUGGAGUGUCCCAGAAUUUGACUGUAAUGGGUUUGUGAAGAAAUGGGUCAUACAUUAUGCAGCUCCAUUCUUCGGCUGGGAUGCACUGAGAUCUAAAUUAGAGUUCAAGGGUGCAGUUAGAGUGACAAUGGAUCUCACGAAAUUAGAUAUCGUUCAGUGUCCAAGUGAUUUCUACGUCCAGAAUGCUUUCAAGGAUAGUCAUCGAUGCGACAGGAAGUCGUCUUAUUGUGUGCCCAUCCAGGGACGAGGCUUUGACACUGGUGGUUAUAAAUGUGAGUGUAUCCAAGGCUAUGAAUAUCCCUUUGAAGACCCCAUUACCUAUUUUGAUGGUCAGCUGGUGGAGGCCGAGUUUCUCAAUAUUAUUCGCAACAAGAAAACCAGGUAUGAUUUCCUAAAAUGUCGAGUAGCCGGAGCAGCGGGACUACAAAGCAGCUUCCUCGUCAUCCUUGCGCUUACCAUCUUCACUUCAUCUUUCGUCGUCAUUAGUACAUUGAUAGCUCCUCUUGAAUGUUCACAAAGCAAAGCAAAAUUUAUAUCUGUGAUGGAUAUAUUAAAGGUAUUAUUUGGUGUAUGCUUUGUCAUUUAAAAAUUCUAUUUUAUUUUUUUGUAUCAUAUUUGCUUGAAAAUAAAUAAUGAUACACCAAAAAAUUACAAAACACACAAAAAACAUAACACAAAAACACACAUGCACACUCAUACCUGUUAAUAAAACUUAUUAUGUAAAUAUUAAUGGAAAAGAGAUAGAAAAAUAAUAAGUAUUACACAAAACUUUACCUAUAUUUAGAAGUGACAAUUUUAUUAUGAAAAUAUUAAAAGAAUGCUUUAUAAAAAUAAUUAUAAAUUACAGAGUAAUGGUUAUAAAUUCCUUCAGUGUGGUUACAUAGUUGGUUAAUUACCCAGUACUCUAAAAUGACAUAUUUCAAAACUUAUCGUUGUGAUGGUGGGCAAAACGUGGUGAGCAAGUUUAUCUAGUUGUACAAAGUUUAUAUUGAAGCUUAUGAAGUUAAUAACCUGAGCAAAACAUUGUCUUGGUUUUUAGUAAAUACUGUACUCAUUAAAUUUGUGUUUGGUACAAAGAAGACAUUAUUUUGUAAUUGUAACUGAAACUUAUUGAGUGAUUACUCAUUAAAGAGAAGACCAAGAUGAAAGUCAAGAUCAUAUAGUAUUUACAUUCAAAAUUAUUGAAAAUUACCUUUGUAUAUAUACUUAAACACAGUUGCAGGCACUGUAUAAGAUUUCUUCACAAUUUUUGUGUAAUAUUUUUAUGUGGCAUAUUAUAUGAUAAACAUUUUAUACUUCUAUUUUUUAGCAACUAAAGUCCACUAUUGUACUAUAUAAAAUUGGUUGUGAAAUUUAUAAACAUUUCUUGUUUGCACAAAAAAACUUGCAUCAGCAUCACCGAAGAGAUGUGUUAUGCUGUGAUAUAAGCAAGAUAUAUUGAUGUGUGCCAAACCACAUUGUGUUGUGUAUAACCCUGGCACACAAGAUAUAAAACAUGUUGGAUUUGAAGUUUCAAGAUAUUUGCUCCAUAUUCUCCUUAUUCAUUACAUGACUGGCUUGACAAAGUUUUUGUUUUUUUUUUACGUUUUAUAUUAACGUUAGUACGUCACCAAUGUUUUAUUUGUAAAGAUGUCAGCCAGAAAUUUGUACAAGCAUUCACUACAGUGUACAUACGUACUGCUGCACUUAGUGGUUGUUCUUAGGGAUGCACCUGUCAGUGUUUCCUCUCGUAUGGAAAAACCCUCUGAAAUUAUAGGAAUUUUUUGUCAUUUCUGCAGACAUUAAAGAAGUUACGUAAAUAUAAACAAUAACUUGAGAACACUCGUUCUUUUCCUGGGAGCAAUGAUCUGCACAUACCUUUAUUCCAGUUAUUGUUAGAUACUUAGUGAAUAUCAUUGCAGAUGUGAUAAGUAAACCACAUUAACUAUACGGGUUAAACAAGUGGAAUAACCCUUGUUACAAGGUAAAAUAUUUGCCUAAAUAGCAUCUUUAACUAGACCAGAAAUAUUUGCCAUAUAUCUUAUCUUGUAAUGUGGGCUCAGCUGUAUGAGGUGUGUGUGUGUCAUGUCAGGAAAAAGCAAGGGAUUUCAAGAAUAACAUUAAAAAAAAUUCCAAAACUAUUUCUUAUGUUGGAAUAAAAUCACUUCAUAUAUCGUACUUGUAAUUUGCACCAAAUAUAGCAUUAAGCUAAUUGUAACUCCAAGCAAAGCCAAAAAUUCUUCCAAUUUGUCUGAAAUUUCAUGUUGAAUGAACAUAAUAAAAAUAGAGUAAUAUCUAAAUUAUGAUCAUCUACACUAAUGUUAGAUUAGGCCAUUUUGGAACUGAUCUGCAGAUAUACUCACUACUCUAAUAUUCAAACAAAUGAACGUUAAUGAAAAAUUCACCCUCGGCUAAUUUUUUCACCAAAUUCAUUCAUAUUUUGCAUAUGUUCAUUUUAAGCUUUUGAAUAUGGCUUAUACUAUUUGUUUGAAAGAGAUAAAUUAUGACCUGUAGAUUUAAUAAUUACAAUACUGCCUUGGGUGGUGACUGACUAGUUGACCACCUUCACUUCCUGUCCAGUUCAUAAAUAACCUGCAUGUAAAGACAAACUUGUGAUGACAUUUCUGUCCAACUUGGACCAUUAACUAGUUGGACCAAAACGUCGUCAUAAGUUUGUGUCCUCUGUGCGGGUUAUUUGUGUAUUGGUCCAGUCAUGGUAUUUUGCCUUUUUAUCCAGUCAAGUUGUUAGGGUGCAGCAACUAGGACAUCUCAUGACAAAACCCUGGCAUUCAAUAACACUAACCAACACCACCUUCUCAUGCCAUAUGCCCAAGCCCAUAGUACCUUCACCGUAUUAGUGCGAGGGCGAAGAGCACAGUGUUAUACACCAUGGGCAAGAGAGAGAGGAAGUCCUGUUAUAAUAUACAUUUGCAAGGAGAGGGGUAAAUGGGAGAGUGAAAGGGUUCCAUGGAAUGCAAUAGGGAAAGUGAGGUUAAAGAAUGGGAGGGAGGGAAAGUGUGAAAAUUGGUUCCCAUUUUGAACACUUAAGUAACGAAUGCUUUUCAAGAAUGCAUUAUUAUCGUAUACAGGAGAAGGGGUUACUAGCCCCCUGCUCCUGGCAUUUUAGUCGCCUCUUACAACACGCAUGGCUUACAGAGGAAGAAUUCUGUUCCACUUCCCCAUGGAGGUAAGAGGAAAUAAACAAGAACUAGAAAGAAAAUAGAAGAAAACCCAGAGGGGUGUGUAUAUAUAUGCUUGUACAUGUAUGUGUAUUGUGACCUAAGUGUAAGAAGAAGUAGCAAGAUGUACCUGAAAUCUUGCAUGUGUAUGGACAGAAAAAAGACACGAGCAAUCCUACCAUCGUGUAAAACAAUUACGUACAGGCUUCCGUUUUACACUCGCUUGGCAGGACGGUAGUACCUCCCUGGGCAGUUGCUGUCUACCAACCUACUACCUAGGCAAACUAAUUAUAUUAAAUUAAUGGAAGUUUAUUAAAUAUGGAGCAGGUUAGACUUUGUCAAUAGAAUUUUUGGGCUAAAAUUUCUGCAUUAACAAGAUAAACCAUACCAAGGACAGGGAUAGAACCCGUGAUCAGUGUCUCAAAACAAGAUAGGUUGUACUACAUUAAAUUUGAAUAACUUUUUUUUCUUCUUAAUAUUAAGUGUAGGGCUGAGUGCAUUAUGUGUAUCAUACCAAAAUGUUCAUAGAUUAGAAUCUAAGGUUAUUUAAGAAUAUGACAUUUUAAUGUCAAAACUUUUUUAAUCUGAUAAUAGUUUAUAUACAAGAUCAACCAGAACUGUAGACAGUGUGAAAUUUAUAGCUAAGUUUAUUAUUAGCUUUGCCCACAUUCAUAUU